This is a messenger RNA of Aspergillus melleus, 3617 nucleotides long. RefSeq names its product RING-H2 finger protein. Lineage: Eukaryota; Fungi; Ascomycota; Eurotiomycetes; Eurotiales; Aspergillaceae. The transcript is spliced from 4 exons. Bases 546 to 3092 code for a protein of 848 amino acids. Gene Ontology annotation, molecular function: ubiquitin protein ligase activity; zinc ion binding. The record is from RefSeq and is a predicted model, not a curated record.
UCGUCAUCGCCGCUUCCCUUCUCUCCUACAACCCCUUCAUCCCUCCCACCUCUUCCCUCAUCCCCGCGGACCAAGCCGUCAAUAUCCGCCCGUCCCCUACUAUUGACUGGCCUCCCGACCUGGUUGUCGUGGGGUUCUCUCCAGAAGCCGGUCGAACCCUUUCUUUUUAUCUUCCGACUCCUCGUCACGGUAACUGAGACCGUUGGCACCUGCCGCUCCGACUCCCACAAUCCAGUCCCUUCUCGAUAAUAGGCAGCUCGAUUCGUUGGUCUUUCGAAACCUUCGCCUCUUUUCUAGCGUCACUCUUUUCGCGAUCUUUAGCGACUCAACUGCGUUAAUCCUACUUAGAUAAUCGAUCUAUUGGGAAAGUCGACAACGGGGACUGCUUGCUCUCCGACGCAGGCAUCUAGGUCUUUUGGGAUAUUCAGAUCCGUUAUCUUGGGGGUCAGCUUUCACCUGAAUUGUCCAAUGUCAUCUAGUUGUCGAUGGCAAUAGGCGGUUUUUAAAUACCCAUCCCCACGUCCCGAUCUUGCACUCUUGUUACUAUGGGACAGUCUUCUUCGACGCAAAGAGACCACCGUCACGAUAAUCACCUAGAACACAUCUUAUCUCUUCAGGCAGCCCGUGGUCGGGUUAAUAGUGAUGCGGACAUGAACGACGGGCGCGGCAUUGAGAGGACCGGGGACUAUGAGCCCCAGUCAAGACCCGAAAUAACCGACAGUGGCAUUCAGACUUCCCCUUCCGGUCAGCAGAGCCGGUCCGCGGAGUCCUGGCACCCGAUGAUUUCCGGAGAACAACCAGGAACCUCGAGACACAUGGCAAGCAUCCAGGAGGAGAAUGGGUCACAAUAUGAAUCGAGUCAGCGAGAAUACCGGUCGGCUAUCUUCGCUCGCAUGGCUGCUAGAAGACAGUCCACUAUGUCGCGGUUAGGGUCAAGGAUCUUGCCAAAUUCGGUUAUCCGUGGGCUUCUCAGCAGCGAAGAAGAAACGCCUGCCGAGGGCCACGCUCAUCGGCAUGGAGUCGUUUCGCGAACCCUCCCACGCUCUGAAGUUUCUCACAGUAGCAGUCGCUUCAGCCCCUUCAGCUCCUUUGGCUCAAGAGGUAUCAGCCGACGACGUUCGAUUCGUGGGCCUUAUUUUAUUCCGCGCAGUGACCCGGGCCUGAUUCCGGACACCACUCAUCCUUCUACAUUCUUCGAUCCCACCGCAGACCAUACGCCAGAAAGCACGAGAGGAUCUUGGCGUCGAAGUGCUCGAUUGCAUCGUGUUCGACACUCCCUGUCAAGCCCUAUCACGCAUAUGUUCGGUCAGUCGUCCUCGAAUAUGACAGAUCCCAUCACGACCAAUGGGCAACAACAUCCUUUGGGCUCAUUGUCCAACGAGCCACCACAUACCUUCCUUCCGCAUCCAGGACCCAUGGACUCUCGUAUGGACUUCGACGAGCCUCACGAACUGGACUCCGUUGAGCCUGCUGUAGGAAGCACUCGUCCUACUUCCCCGAUGUUGUCGCAGUCUGCACAGGGAUCGACGGGCUUACGACAACUCCCAGGCCUAUUGCGAGCCAGAUCAUCUAGGGCUAUGCGGCGGGAGGAGCAGACGCCUCUGUCGCGCGUCCUUCAGCUAGCCGCUGCUGCCAUCGCCGCCCAGCUUUCCGGUACUACCGGUCCAGUAAUGCCUAAUAUCCAAGCGCUCGGUAAUGACGGUUUGGACGGCUCUCUGGAAAACUUCAUUCAAAGCUUGCAGCACGCGACGUCAACACAGACAACGCCAAAUGAUUCACCCGGGCCCUCUGCUGGGGACACAGGGACUGGGCCAGCGACACCUGUCAAUUUCUUGCGAGUAUUCAGAUUUGCCAACUCGGAGAACGCUGGCCCACUUGGCAUGUCGAACCGCUCUGCGGGUGAGUCCGAUAACCUUGGCAGAAGUGCGGAUGGGAUGGAUUUAGAGAAUCCAAUGGACGGACCCGAGGGACGGACUGUCACCCUGGUUGUCGUGGGAGUUCGAUCGGUACCAUCAGGCAACGGCCCGAGGAGCGACCAACAGGCCAACGGUGGUCCCGGCUUAGAUGCCUUACUCCGUCUGCCGUUCUUGUCUCCAGGAAACCUUGCCCGUGGCCCGGAAAAUGGUUCUACUCUUUCACCGCGUGCCGAAGGACGUCCAAGGUUCCCCAUAACUAAUCGAAAUUCGGUGGGAAGUCCUAGUACCCUGAACAUCAAUGGUGACACCCCGCAAUUGCAGGGCCACCAAAGCCCGUCGCGGCGGCUGUCUGACACUGGAGGCCGGGUGCCUCUGUCCUCUGUCCCUUCUGUGCCCUCGGAAAGUCCUCCGGGCCCUCAUCCUCCUCCAUCCACACCCGCCGAGCCAGGCCUUUCGGCGGUUUCAUCAGGGGCUUCAACCCCCAGCCGCAGGCCAUCCGCUGCGUCGAUGAUGCCCCCAAGCGUUCUGCUGCAGCCUGACGAGAACCGGACUAUGCAGCCUACGGUUGAAGUUGACGAAAAUCCACCUUUUACGGCAUCGCACCAGCGACGUCGAAGUGAUUCUGAGUAUGCUCGGCAUCGUGAUCUGGGCUCCGGUGCGGUCCGGCGCAAUGGAGUUGUCGAACCCGACCAUGCGCCACCACCUGCCGGCAGAAGUUGGCUGAUCUACGUGGUUGGCACAAACCUUUCCGAGAACCACCCUGCCUUUGCAACUCCAAGCCUGUUCACCGACAACCCGACUUACGAGGAUAUGAUACUGCUUUCAUCUCUCUUGGGUCCCGUGAAACCACCCGUUGCCACCCAGGAAGAACUCAGCUCCGCCGGCGGUCUGUUCCGUCUCGUGGAGUACGGCGGAUCGCUCACCGCGGAGGCUUUGGAUGGUGCUGGCACCAUCCAUAUUCCCGACGGAGACCGCUGUCUGAUCUGUCUCAGCGACUACGAGGCAGCCGAGGAACUUCGCCAACUGAACAAAUGCAAGCAUGUCUUUCACCGAGAUUGCAUAGAUCAGUGGUUAACAACCGGUCGCAACUCUUGCCCCCUGUGUCGAGGCCAGGGCGUUGUCGAUUCAGCCAACUCGGAUGGCGCGACGACUGGACCGAGCCCUGCUGCAGUGUGAGCAAGUCCACCUUUCGCCUUGGAUUUCUCUACCCUUCCAGGAUUCCGAACUAUCUCUUUUUAAUAGCCCCGAACCAUCUGAGGAUUAUUAGCAUGAAGCGUCUAUUUAGCAGUCUCACGAACUUGUUUCCUUCCACCUUCUUCCUUUCUCAUAACGGAUAUCCAGUGCAUCUUUGAUCUUUGAUCUUUCUUUUUUCUCUUUCACAGAACGCCCCUGUUUUGGUUCUUGGGCUUCGGGCAUCAAUGGCAUUCAAAUUGUGCGGCGUACCCAGUUCGCUAUGUUCCGGUGGCCUGGAUGUCUUCACCAUGAUACUACCCACACGGGGUUCUUGUACUUCAUUUUUCUAUGUGACAUACCUUAUUGGAUAUUGAAAUUUGCCUCCCUGCUCCUGCGCGUGGCUGUAUAAUCUAUCAGUCUUCUGGCUCCUCGAAUCUAGCAUAUAGAGUAUAGAUCGUAGGACAACGCCCCGCCAUCUCCGCCCCUCCACGCUGACUCAUCCCACCCGCGUCGACCCCUCCGGUAUCG